Molecule: messenger RNA, 876 nt
Organism: Diutina rugosa
Lineage: Eukaryota; Fungi; Ascomycota; Pichiomycetes; Serinales; Debaryomycetaceae
Exons: 1
Coding region: 1-876 (291 amino acids)
Biological process (GO): phosphatidic acid biosynthetic process; triglyceride catabolic process
Cellular component (GO): lipid droplet; endoplasmic reticulum
Molecular function (GO): triacylglycerol lipase activity; acylglycerone-phosphate reductase (NADP+) activity
Source: RefSeq, a predicted model, not a curated record
AUGACUAGGGUGGCUUUAGUUACAGGAGCCUCGCUGAUUAUUGGGUCGGCUUUGGCUAGAGAGUUGUGCGCUCAAGGAUUUGUGGUCUAUGCCGGUGACCUCAAUCUUAAAGCCAUAUCCUACCUCAGAAAUUUCGGAAUCAUUCCAAUUUUGCUUGAUAUCACCCACCAGGGCUCAGUGGAGUCAGCCCGAGAAAUGAUUGAAUCAAACAAUGGUCAGUUGGACGUUCUCGUCAACAAUACCGAUCUCGAUUAUCACGGCGCUGCCACAGACAUGAGGGAUAAAGACAUCAUCGCAUGUUACAAUGCUAACGUCUUUGGCCCAAUGAGAGUGGUUCGGGAAUUUGCUCCCUUAUUGAUAAAGGCAGAAGGAACCAUCACAUUCACCGGGUCAGUGGCGGGGAUAUUUCCGUUACCGUUUUCAUCCACGUAUAAUUCGCUGAAAGCUGCCAUUCAUCAAUAUGCUGCAACGUUGCGGAUGGAAAUGAAGCCAUUCAACGUCAAGGUUCUCAAUUUUGUUACGGGAUCAAGGAAGUCAGAUCACCAUGAUCAAUUUGCAAUUCGUCGCAAUUCCAUUUACAAUCGCCCCGAUUUGAAUGAAGCUUACAAUCAUCGCGAGGUGUUUUUGAAAAGUCGUAUUGACCCUGACGAGUAUGCUGCACGAGUUGUACGCGAUAUCCUUGUUGCUGGCGUUGAUAGUUCCUUCGACAACUAUCUUGGGGUGAAAACUCCCCGAGUGAUCACGUUGCAACACUGGUGUCCUCGGUGGAUUGUGGAAAAGAUCUUAGUGUCUCAGUUCAAGUUGGGAAAGGCAUACCGCCGGAUACGUAGUGAUUCCCAGCUGACCUGUGAAUUUCGGUUUAACGAUACUGCAUGA